Molecule: messenger RNA, 531 nt
Organism: Plectropomus leopardus (leopard coralgrouper)
Lineage: Eukaryota; Metazoa; Chordata; Actinopteri; Perciformes; Serranidae
Source: RefSeq, a predicted model, not a curated record
AUGGGCGUGUUUCUGAGGGAACACCUGAACUACUGGUAUAGUCUGAAGGCGUAUUAUCUCGCCAAAACCAUGGCGGACGUCCCCUUCCAGGUGGUGUUCCCGGUGGUCUACUGCAGCAUCGUAUACUGGAUGACGGCUCAGCCUCCGGAUGCCGGACGCUUCUUCCUCUUCCUGUCUCUGGGCGUCCUCACGUCUCUGGUGGCUCAGAGUCUGGGUCUGCUGAUUGGAGCCGCGUCCACCUCGCUGCAGGUGGCGACCUUCGUGGGUCCGGUCACAGCGAUCCCGGUUCUUUUGUUCUCUGGGUUCUUCGUCAGUUUCGACACCAUCCCGUGGUACCUGCAGUGGAUGUCCUACAUCUCCUAUGUCAGUCGACCUGCUGCUGUUCUGAUGCAUCACGGCCUCCGUCAGUCCGUUCUUGGUUCCAACGGUUCUGCUCAAAAUCUGGAGAAAACGCAGGCUGGUUCCCCAGAUCUGAACCGGCUCAAGAACCAGAGUUCAUUUUGGUGCGAAAGGGGGAAGAGAUGGUUCUGG